UGUGGGUUUAUAAAGAGCUAUGUGUCCUUCGACUUCAGUCAUUUCCAAAACGUGUGGUUAAAAAUGAAAAGGACAUUGUGGGUGCUGCUGUUUCUGAGUGUCUCUGAGACACGGACCGCGGAAGAUUCGCUCACAAACAAUGAAAUUAGUCUGCAUGACCAUGAAAAAGUCAGUGAUUUACCCAAUGAACAAACAAAAGAGACUGAUGCCAGCGCCACUGACACCUGCUGCUCUCAGGAUCUGAUAAGAAAUUUGGAGAUGAGACUGAAAAUUUUGGAAAACGAAAACAGAGAUCAAGCAGAAAAGAUCAGACAGUUAGAAAUCAGAUCUUUUAACACAAACAUGGAGCUGCUGCAACAGAAAAUCCUGAUAACAGAAAUAAGGACAGAGUGCAAUGACAAGCCGAAAUAUGCAUUUGCCGCUGCACUGGGGGACGGGGGACAUAUUGGCCCUUCAGACAGAGAGAGCACGCUGGUCUUCAGAAAGGUUUUAACUAACAUCGGCAACAUUUACAACCAGGCAUCAGGCAUCUUCUCUGCUCCUGUGAAGGGGGUUUACUACUUCAGCGUCUCAUCUUUCACAUUUGAUGAGAAUAAUAGUGCCUGUGUGAGUCUGUUUAGGAACCAUGAGCGUUUGCUGACUGCAUGUGAUCAUAAUUCAGCAGAUGGAUCCGACUCUGCAAGUAAUGGGGCGGCAAUAGAGUUGGAGAAAGGUGAUCAUGUGUACAUCACACUGCAUGCUUACUCAAGGGUUUACGAUGAUUAUCAUAACAGAAACUGUUUCAGUGGAUUUCUACUUUUUACACUUUAAUCUAGUUUUACCGAUAAAAACCGCUGGUUAUGAUAAUGACUGAUAAUAACCUGUGCUAAUGAAAAAUAUUAUUAAAUUCAGUGUUAAAACUAUUAUUUUAUUAUUUAGCAUUGUUAUGUAUAUUGACAAUUGUUAGUGAAUAAUGUAAUUAUUAAAACUAAGUAAUGAAGUUGUAAUUGUUAACAUUAGUUUAUGCACCAUGAACUUACAAGAACAAUUGUAUUAUUGACUUUUACUAACAUUAACAAAUGUUAUUAAUAAAUGCUAAAACUGCAUGUUGUUGGAUCAUGUUAGCUAAUGCAUUUACUAAUACAAAUACUUAAUAUUGUGAAGUGUUACCAUUUACAUUUAUUCUCAACUUAUAUUCACCUAUUAGCAAGCCUCUCUUGUGUUUAUGAUCUCAGAAAUAAAAGUACGAAAGCUGUCACUGGGGCGGUACCCUUUUGAAAAGUACACCUUUGUACUUAAAGGGUGCAUAUUUGUACCCAAAGGUACUUCAAAAGCACAUACCGUUACCAUAAAUAGUACAUUUACCAGGACCACUUUAUUAACGCAAACAUCUUUGUUGUAAAUGUAUGCACUGGAAGCAUUAACUAGCACAAAGUUAAGAUUUUCCAGUAUAUACUCUACUGUAAUUUUUUGCAAAUUGAUAAAAGAAAGAUGAUUAAUAUAAUAAAACCCAAAGGAAAAACUUUUGGACUUUUCUAAUGAUGCUUAGUUGA
Messenger RNA from Paramisgurnus dabryanus, 1532 nucleotides. RefSeq names its product complement C1q tumor necrosis factor-related protein 3-like. Lineage: Eukaryota; Metazoa; Chordata; Actinopteri; Cypriniformes; Cobitidae. Gene Ontology annotation, molecular function: protein binding. The record is from RefSeq and is a predicted model, not a curated record.